Messenger RNA from Thamnophis sirtalis, 1032 nucleotides. The record is from RefSeq and is a predicted model, not a curated record. NCBI's taxonomy places the organism in Eukaryota, Metazoa, Chordata, Lepidosauria, Squamata, Natricidae.
AUGGAGCCUUCCAACAACUCUACGACGUCCCCCAACAACAGUGAUAUGUUCAACAAGUUUGUCCACCUGGACGGAGAGCUAUCGGAGAGAUUUCAUACCUUGUGGAUUGUCCUGGUAGUGAUCAAUACCAUCAUCUUCCUCAUGGGCGUGGUGUUGAACUCUGUAGCGCUCUAUGUCUUCUGCUUCCGCACCAAAACGAAAACCACCUCGGUCAUCUACACCAUCAACCUUAUCGUCACCGAUCUGCUGGUGGGUUUCUCUUUACCCGUCCGGAUCAUUGUCCACUACAGCGCCAAGGACUGCCGCUCCUGUGCCCUCGUCCACAUUUUCACCUACUUUGUCAACAUGUACUGUAGUAUCCUCUUCUUGACUUGCAUCUGCAUUGACCGGUACUUGGCUAUUGUCCAGGUAGAAGCUUCGCGCAAGUGGAGGAACCCCAACUACGCCAAGGUCAUCUGUGCUUUCAUCUGGACGUUCGCCACCGUCAUCACCUUCUCCAUCCUCAUCAUGGCCAUGAAGUUCUCCCACUGCUGCAUUGCGCAGAUUUUGCCCUUGAUGGUCUGCGAGUACUUCUUCCCCCUGAUUGUCCUCACGUUCUUCACGACCAGGAUCAUGUGCGCGCUCUCCAAGCCCACCCUCAUGCACCAGAGUAGGGAGAGGCGGAUGCGCGCCGUGCAGCUGCUCAUCACGGUCCUCGUCAUCUUCAUGAUCUGCUUCACCCCCUUCCACGUGCGCCAGCUGGCCAUCGCCAUCAACCCGGCCAUGUCGUACGACCUAAGCUUGGUGGUUUACCACGUGACGGUCACCUUGAGCAGCCUCAACAGUUGCAUGGACCCCAUUGUCUACUGCUUCGUCACCAACAACUUCCAAUCCACCAUGAAAGGCAUCUUCAGGAAGUCGGAGCUCGAGCAAGCCAGUGGGGAGGUCAUCAGCGUCAACAAAGGGUCCGGAUCAAACGCGCUCAUGGCGUUUGCCAACGCGAUAGGGAACCCCAUGGGGUUGUCUUUGCCCAGCAAUACCGCAAACUCCUAG